This is a messenger RNA of Haliotis rubra (blacklip abalone), 2248 nucleotides long. Its product is annotated as cell death abnormality protein 1-like. The coding region runs from base 102 to 1604 and encodes 500 amino acids. Lineage: Eukaryota; Metazoa; Mollusca; Gastropoda; Lepetellida; Haliotidae. The transcript has 5 exons. The record is from RefSeq and is a predicted model, not a curated record.
CUUUUAAAAUGAGUUUCAAUUUCCUCCUGCAAAACACAUCAUACUGAUAUGUAGCGUUCACGGCUAUUCGGAACUACUUACAUGCAACAUUUUACUUGAGGAUGAUUCUCGCGGCAACGGUUUUCAUCAUAGCCGCCUUGAUUGACAUGCCAUCGAUUGCUUUAAGCACCCACUGUGUAGAGGGAAGUCACUGCAAGGACGAUAAGUGCGGGGAUCUUGGGUGUUUGAAUGGAUGCGAGGAAGGCUACUUUGGCCCGCACUGUACAAACAACUGCAGUUCUGGAUGCAAGGACGGCACAUGUGAUUCUUCAGGAAAAGCUUGUAUCGGCGACUGCAUAGACGGUCGGUGGGGCACAGUUUGUAGGCUGACUUGUUUCAGUUCAUGCAAGACAUGCGCUAAGGACAAUGGUUCGGACUGUACAUCAUGUGAAGAAUAUAGAUACGGCCCACAGUGUGGACAAUCCUGUUCUUCCAAGUGUCCCAACCGUGGCUGUGAUGUUAACGGAAGGUGUAAAAGCAGAUGUGGCGACAGAUGUAAGGUUUGCAAUGAUGUUACACAAGAGUGUGAUGGAUGCAAGCGUGGUACGUUUGGCCCUGUCUGCCAGUGGAGGUGUAAUGUUAACUGUGCUGAUGAGAUAUGCCAUCAAGAAACAGCAAACUGUUCGAUUGGAUGCAAAGAUGAGUAUUUUGGACCGAAGUGUGAGUACCGGUGUAAUGAACAGUGUUUCCAGGGUAAAUGCGAGCAGGGGACGGGGAUGUGUGUACAGGGAUGUAGACGAGGAUACUACGGACCUCUCUGUAUAUUGCCUUGUGAUUCAUGCCUGUCCGAUAUUUGCGAUAAUUCGUCUGGAGAAUGCUUGAAAGGCUGCAAGAUGGGCUUCUUCGGCAAGGGAUGCAAGAACAGAUGUGAUGAUAAUUGUAUCAGCGGAUAUUGUUCCAGAUUCGAUGGUGUUUGCUAUCAACCCGAAGUUCCUGUAGCUCCCAACUCCACACCCGGAAUGUCCCAUGGCAGCAAUUACUGGAUGUACAUUGUCGGGGGUUGUAUCGGGAUCCUUCUAUGUUCUGCAGUGUGUUUCCUGGUCUUUAGGUAUGGUGGCCGCAUUCGUGGUAGCCAUCAACGAAGAGGUAGGUUCCGACAAAGUACGCCUCUACCGCCUGUACCGCCUGUACCCAUCCCGCAUGAUGACCUGUAUGACGAGUUGGAUGUUGGACACUCGGACACCGAUAGCAGACCGUCGGGAUUGGACGAGGCAGGAAACGCGCAUGUUGACUUGCCUGGAGAUAUGUCCAGUAUGAGUGAUGAUAAACACAACAGCGAUUCAGUGAGGGUCAGUGCUUUCGGAAAUGUUUGCCCGAAGUUUCCUGGUCAAGAAACUAAGAGCGAGAUGCCUCAUGUCCAGAUGACAUGGUUGACGGAGACAGGCCCUACUGCUGUAGAGGCCAAGGGUCCUGACAAAGCCGCAUCCAUUGAUGUGACAUGCGAUAAUACAUCCACUCACCUUGAUGAGGGACUUCACUUCAACCCAUCUUACACGAGUCUGGGUGGUAGGUCCAGACCUUCGAGAAAUUAUUUAUCUCCAGUCGAGGAAUAUAUUAAAGCGUAACAACCCUUAUGUAGUUUCACCUCAGACCUGAAUGAGCAGGACAUGUUUAUACGGCAAUAUGAAACUCAAGACGAUAUUCACGUUUCAAACUUGUUGUGCAUUGCAUAUCUGCUUCCCGCUACAUAUCCUUGUAACCCAUGUGUGUAUAUAUACUUUAGGAAGUGAGAGGACAUUUCCUAUUAAGGGUGAAAGGGUGUUGUGAUUCAUAUUAUCGUUAUCCCAACACGGGUACGGUCAAGGCAAGCAUAAUCACUGAAUCAUUCACUUCUCCAAACUAAAUUUGUCCUUCAGUGGAUUUAUACAACUGUACAUUGCAACAAGGAUGAUAUUGUGAGAUUGCUCUGAUGUGAAUGGCCCACAUUUCAAAAGUUUCAACGCAUCUGCAUUCACUCAUUCCUUCAAGUGAUUGAUAUUCUGAGCAACUACCCACGCUAUCGAGGUGCAAUGACAGAACCAACCAAGUCGCCGAGCUUGUGGACAUUUUCUUCGACUCAGACGUCAGACGAGUGCUAGGGAACCAGCAUAACACGGGUUCCAACUAAGCAUUCUCACCUGUCGACUUUACAGACAAUACCAGCGCCUUGAGCAUGUACUAGUUGCGUUGAUAUGUGCGCUAUAUAAAUAUCAUAUAAUAAAAAUAAAUG